AUGCAAAUUCAGACCAAAACAUCAUCUCCACCGAGUAACCAUGAAACUUUCAAGUGCAUUCUCUGCUCUUGUGCUUCUCAUGCUGCUUGUCUCAGCUUCAGAGGCUGCAAUUUCAUGCAGUGAUGUGAUUAAGGACUUGAAACCUUGUGUUAGUUACUUGGUGAGUGGGAGUGGGAAGCCACCAGUUGCUUGUUGCUCUGGAGCUAAAGCUCUUGCCUCUGCUGUAUCAACCUCAGAGGAUAAGAAAGCUGCUUGUAACUGCAUCAAGUCCACUGCCAAAAGUAUCAAAAUGAACUCACAAUUGGCUGAGGCUCUUCCUGGAAACUGUGGAAUAAAUACGCCCAUCAGUGUCUCCCCUGAUGCAGACUGCUCCAAGGUUGGUUAGAGCUUCGAAGUUGGAACUUGAGGAGGGUGUUCAGUGAAUGUUGAACAUUUUUCUACUGGCAUAUCAUGUGUGGGAAUAUAAAACAAUUUUGUAAUAAACAGGAAUCUACCCAUGGGAAUUUCUUUAUUAUGUCCGUGUUUUUGUUUUUUAUAUGUUGUUUCCAAUCUAUCUAUUACUCCCUCCGUUCCAAUUUGUUUGUUGUUUUAGCUUUUGCUAGAAAUUUCAAAAUGGUUGUUGUUUUAUA
This is a messenger RNA of Lotus japonicus, 629 nucleotides long. Its product is annotated as non-specific lipid-transfer protein 8-like. Gene Ontology annotation, molecular function: lipid binding. The record is from RefSeq and is a predicted model, not a curated record. The transcript is spliced from 2 exons. Gene Ontology annotation, cellular component: membrane. Gene Ontology annotation, biological process: lipid transport. Lineage: Eukaryota; Viridiplantae; Streptophyta; Magnoliopsida; Fabales; Fabaceae. The coding region runs from base 41 to 385 and encodes 114 amino acids.